AUGGCAGGAUACGUCAAGCCAAUUCCUGCGGCCACCGGCGGCCUGGCCUUUUCCCGACUGCAGUCCGACGAGAUCAGAAAGAUCUCCGUCAAGAGAAUCCAUGUCACUCCAGCUCUGGAUUCUAUGUUUGGUCCUAUACCAGGAGGUCUACAUGAUCCUGCACUAGGUGCUAUUCAGGCGCUGGAUACAAACUGUUCGACAUGUCGCAUGAAUGCAAUUCACUGCACCGGGCACUGCGGACACAUUGAGCUUCCUGUCACUUGCUACCAUCCACAAUACAUCGACUCAACUCUCCGCCUGCUCCGCGCGAAGUGUGCCUACUGUCAUCACUUUAAGGCGGCCGAGAACUUCGUCAAUCAAACGGUGUGCUCCCUCCGACUGCUGCAAUAUGGGCUUGUAGAGGAUUAUCACAAUAUCCAGAACAUUCACCUCAGAGGAGGACUGUCAAGGGCACCAAAGAAGACAAACUCGGACAACAUAGUCGAAGAUAUGUUGGAGGUCGAACCAGAUGAAGAGAUUGCGGAUCUAAUUGACCGGAGAACGAGACUGACAAACCGGGCCAUCAAAUCUGCCCACAGGGAGAACCGUAUCGAUGAGCAGGCCUUGAUUCGAAAUCCUAUUGCCAUUGCUGCCCGGAAAGAUGUCAUUACAGCUUUUCUGAAGGAGAUUCCCAACCUCAAGAAAUGCGCCAACUGCGGGGGUGCCAACACCCCAUACAGAAGAGAUAGGACCAUCAAGAUCUUCAGAUUACCACUUCCACAAACGCAAAAGGACGCCAUGUACCUUCUUGGCAAAAAGGCGCCGAACCCUCUUCUGUUUCUCCGGUCCGAGCAGUCUCAGAAAGAGGAGGUGAAAAAGAACCCCCUUGCCAAUGGAGUCUAUGACGAGGACGUCGAGAUGUCCGACGUUGAUCGGCCCGAGGAGACGGAAUUACAUGGAGCUGAAGAAGAGAUCGCCAUGCGCAAUGCAUUAGAGACAUCAUCAAAAGCAAAGAACGCGGAAAUCGAGGGCGAAGAUGAUAUACAGGCAUAUAUGACCACGAGCGAGGUGCAUGCUGCACUUACUCUGUUAUUUGAUCGAGAGCAGGAAGUUCUCCAGCUGCUGUAUGCCUCUCAACCUGGUCGAAAGGCAGUUCGGGUAUCUCCUGACAUGUUUUUUGUUACGGCAGUGCUUGUUCCGCCGAAUCGAUAUCGACCUUUGGCGAGGCACGGACCCAAUCAGAUGCUCGAGAAUCAGCUAAAUUCCACCCUCAACAAAAUCAUCAAAGCGGCAGCCGAUGUCCAGCGCAUCUCACGGGAGUCGAAAAGAGCAAAGCUCGACCCUACUCUCAGACCCAGGAAUUUGAACGAGAGCUUGCAAGCCGCAAUCGUCCUUCAAGAGGCAGUAAAUGCUCUUAUUGACUCUCCUGUACCAGUAUCUGGCAGGCCAACUGACCAAGGCAUCAAGCAAAUUCUGGAGAAGAAGGAAGGUCUUUUCCGAAUGCACAUGAUGGGGAAGCGCGUCAACUUCGCCGCUCGCAGCGUCAUAUCGCCUGAUCCAAAUAUCGAAACCAACGAAAUAGGUGUUCCUCUUGUUUUCGCAAAGAAGUUGACCUAUCCUGAACCGGUGACAAGCCAUAAUUUUGAAGAAUUAAGCAAGGCAGUGAUCAACGGCACCGAGAAAUACCCAGGAGCAGCAGCCAUCGAGAAUGAAAAUGGAAUGGUUCUGAGUUUGAAGCGCAAGACGGUCGAACAAAGAAGAGCCUUGGCAAAACAAUUACUGACUUCGACGGCCCCCGGGGCAAAGGGCGAGAAUGGCAAGAAAGUCUACCGACAUCUCCAAACGGGCGACGUGGUCAUCAUGAACCGCCAACCUACACUGCACAAGCCUUCCAUGAUGGGCCACCGCGCACGGGUCUUGACAAACCAAAAGACGAUUCGAAUGCAUUAUGCCAACUGUAACACCUACAACGCUGACUUCGACGGUGACGAGAUGAACAUGCAUUUCCCUCAGAAUGAGCUCGCCCGAACCGAAGCCCUUCAGAUUGCAGACACGGAUCACCAGUAUCUUUCUGCGACUGCGGGUAAGCCUCUACGUGGUUUGAUCCAAGACCAUAUCUCCAUGGGCGUUCAGUUUACUAGUCGAGACGUAUUCUUCGAUCGAGACCAGUAUCAGCAGUUACUUUACAGCUGCCUCAGGCCGGAAGAUUAUAAUACCGUUUUCGACAAGAUCCAACUGGUGGAACCGGCAAUAUUAAAGCCAAAGAUGUUAUGGACUGGCAAGCAAGUCAUCUCGACAGUUUUGAAAAAUAUCACACCAGAGAGAUUCCGUGGCAUCAACCUUACCAGCAAAUCAUCUACUUCGUCAGACUCAUGGGGCGAAAAAACGUCUGAUGAAUCUGAGAAAUGGACUGUCAGCAGGGACAAAAUAGUGUUUAGAGACACGGAGCAAGUUGUCAUUUUCAAAGACGGUGAACACCUCUGUGGAAUUCUCGACAAGAGUCAACUUGGGCCCAGCGCUGGCGGCCUCAUCCACUCAGUGCACGAAAUCUAUGGACAUAUCACUGCGGGCAAAUUGAUGAGUAUUCUCGGCCGACUUCUCACAAGAUAUCUCAAUGAGCGAGCUUGGACCUGCGGAAUGGAUGAUCUCUAUCUCACACCUCAGGGCGAUAGUGCACGGCGACAAGAACUGAAUAGAGCCAAACAAAUGGGCCUGGAAGUUGCAACUGAGUACGUCACGUUGAAGUCUAGCGAGGCCAAUCAAGAGAAUCCCGAACUCCUCACUCGUCUUGAAAAUGUGCUCCGUAACGAUGAACAGCUCAAUGGCUUGGACCAGGUUUACAAGGCUAAAGUCAAAUCGAUCACGGACAACGUCUCCAAAGCCUGUCUGCCCGCCGGACUUAGAAAACCAUUUCCUCGGAAUCAGAUGCAAGCGAUGACAAUCUCUGGAGCCAAAGGGUCCGCUGUCAAUGCGAAUCUCAUCUCUUGCAACCUCGGUCAGCAGGUUUUGGAAGGACGGCGAGUUCCUGUCAUGGUCAGUGGCAAGUCGUUGCCAUCCUUUCGAGCUUUUGAGACAGAUCCGGCAGCUGGUGGAUAUGUAUCGGGGCGAUUCUUGACAGGGAUCAAACCGCAAGAAUACUAUUUCCAUGCCAUGUCCGGGAGAGAAGGAUUGAUUGAUACAGCCGUGAAAACGUCCAAAUCUGGUUAUCUACAGCGCUGUAUCGUUAAGGGCCUUGAGGGCCUUCGAACAGAGUACGACACGUCAGUACGAGAAAGUUCGAACGGAAGUAUUAUCCAGUUCCUGUAUGGAGAAGAUGGACUUGAGGUCACCAAGCAGAAGCAUCUGAAAGAAUUUACUUUUCUUGCUGAGAAUCACCAUUCAGUCGCAACACUUAUGAAUGCGGAAGAGGUAAUUCGCAAACUCCCCCAGUCAGACCUGGGUGAAGAACAGAAGAAAAUCCUGAAAUCACUGAAGAAACCCAAACAAAAAGAUCCGCUGACGGCUUCUUUCAGCCCUGCCAGCUACUUGGGAAGCACUUCAGAGUCAUUUGCGACAGCAUUGAGCGAAUACCUCAAGCUGGACCCCCAAAAACUCAUUAGGGACAAGAAGACAAACCCAAACAGCUCGCUUGGGAAGAAGACCUUCCGAGCCGUCAUGGAUUUGAAAUAUAUGAAGUCCGUUGUCGAUGCUGGAGAGGCAGUCGGAGUUGUCGCAGCUCAAUCUGUAGGGGAGCCUUCCACCCAGAUGACAUUGAAUACUUUCCACUUGGCUGGGCACUCUGCAAAGAAUGUCACCCUUGGUAUUCCUCGACUGCGAGAAAUCAUUAUGACUGCUAGCGCCAAUAUCAUGACACCAACCAUGACCCUUAAACCGAUCGAAGAGUUGAAGAAUGCUGAUGGAGAGCGUUUUGCCAAGAGCAUCAGCCGCUUGCCACUCUCUCAUGUCAUCAAUGACAUGUCUGUCACUGAGAGGACUGGCGGCGGUGCAGGACACGAAAACGAAAGAGUCUACGACAUUCGAAUAGACUUAUAUGAUCCAGAGGAAUACGAGGAGGAGUAUGCGAUCAAAAGAGUAGACGUCCAAAGAUGCUUUGAAAGAAUGUUUCUUCCGAGACUGGACAAGAUGAUUAAAGUCGAACUCAAGAAGAAGGCAAAAGAGGCUGAACGCUCUGAGGUUACUGCGGCUGUUCCCCAAAUUGGCGUUUCGGUCGGAGUCGAAGAAUCAGUCCGCACAAGAGCUCCAAGAGCGAGCGAAAACGAGGGCGGCGAAGACGACAUCGACGAAGACGCAGAUCCAGAUGACGCUAAAGAUAUGGCCGCCAGACGUAGAAGAGAGAAUACAUUCGACGAGCCUGACGAGGACGAAGAAGUCAUCGCAGGAGAAUCAGGCGACGAAGUUAUGAGUGAUGAUGAUGGCGAUGUGGACAAGGAAGAAAGAAGGCAUCGCGCCACUCAAAAGGCAAAGAAGUCUCGGGAUGCUCAAAACCUUCGGGAAAUGGAUCCAGAUGACGAAGGAGAUGAUGCUGCAGAUUCUGCCGAUGAAGCCCGAGUCAACCAGCUGAAGAGCGAACUGGAUCACCUCAAACGUUUCAUCUUCGCAAGAAACCAGGGUAAAUCCUGCCGGAUUGUGCUCAGCUACAGCUCCCGUACGCCCAAGCUGCUUCUCCUCCCUCUUCUCGAAAAAUGUGCCCACAUAUCGGUCAUCCAAUCGAUACCCGGCCUUGGUGUUUGCACGCAGUUCAUGGAAGAGGUCCACGGGCCCGACGGACGACCGGUCAGACGCGUUGAUCCAGAGACAAAUAAGGAGGAAAUAGUCAAGCAGCCCGUGAUCACGACCGAAGGGGUUAAUUUACUGGCCAUGCGCGACUAUCAGGACCAAAUCUAUCCGCAUUCAAUCUACACCAACUCAGUCCACGACAUGCUGAAAUAUUACGGUGUUGAAGCGGCAAGAGCGACGAUCGUCAAAGAAAUUGACACUGUCUUCAAAGGUCACGGAAUUGGUGUCGAUGUGCGGCAUUUGAGUCUUAUUGCCGAUGCUAUGACGCAUUCCGGCACUUAUCAACCAUUUAGCCGGCAUGGUCUUGUAAAAGAAGGAGGAAGUGUGUUGGCAAAGAUGAGUUUCGAGACAGUCAUGGGAUUUCUCAAGGACGCGGUAUUAUACGGUGAACGGGAUCCGUUGCUGGGUCCCAGUGCACGCAUUGUGGCAGGAAGGAGAGGCAAUAUCGGCACGGGAGCGUUUGAUGUAGUGAUGCCUGUACAUUGA
Messenger RNA from Fonsecaea erecta, 5241 nucleotides. RefSeq lists its product as hypothetical. Gene Ontology annotation, cellular component: RNA polymerase I complex. The coding region runs from base 1 to 5241 and encodes 1746 amino acids. Lineage: Eukaryota; Fungi; Ascomycota; Eurotiomycetes; Chaetothyriales; Herpotrichiellaceae. The transcript is spliced from 2 exons. Gene Ontology annotation, biological process: DNA-templated transcription. Gene Ontology annotation, molecular function: DNA-directed RNA polymerase activity; DNA binding. The record is from RefSeq and is a predicted model, not a curated record.